UAAAUGUUUCCAAAUUUGUAUCCUUAUUAAAUAAUGAGACGAAGCAUCCCCAUUCAGAACGCUCAGAGCACUGCAGCCCUUGUUGAAGAACGUCCCUACAGACGUGGAUAUUACUGAGCUAGAUCUGAACCCUUUCAGUAACAUCCGGUCGACGCGGUAAGGGAGGAAUAAUGUUCGUUGCAUGAUAGUAAACUAAUAAUUUCAUUAUAGCUUGAAUUGUCACAUUAAUGGCAGAACCAAAUGUAUAUGAUAGUAUUUUCUCAAUUAUUGGUGACCGGGAUAAAGUUGACGUGCUCCAUUUGAUAGCCCAUAUUAAUCUCAAGCGGCUGCCUGGAUUUACACCCAGGAUAUCGGCGAUGUCGGCUGUGCGCUUGACGUCUGUGCCACCAGCCCAACUGUUAAGAGAAUGCUUUUUCAAAGUUAAGGGAAUGGUAUAGUUUUUCAGAGUAUGACUUACAUUUCAACACGGCAUCGUUGCAGAAAAUAUUUUUUCAAAGUACACAGCCCAAACUUCAAGGGGAGUACAGAAGAAUGUUGUGAGACCGGAUUUUUGGAAAAAUAGAUAACAUGCUUUUUAGUUGCCUGUGUGGCUUGAGAAUGCACUGUAUAGCAUUAAAGUAAGAAACCCAUACUUUGUAAUGUUACUGUUACAUCUGUCUAAUCCUUACGGGAUUGUUUCUUCAACACUAUACAAACUUUGGAUUCAAGUUUGUUUUAAGUUCUACUUAAAUUCUCAUGGGCCUGAAAACACGGGGAAGUGGGGGUAAUUUGCAUUUCCAGGUUUUUCGCGUGACCAUAUUUACACUAUGCGGUAACCAAUAUGCUAUAACACAAAAAAGGAAUCAUGUAAAUGUCGACAGGAAGGGCCAUCACAAUCCAGCACAUACUUUUGAGCCUGCUGACAAUGCGUAGUAGAAUACUCGGGCUAAAUAGUUCUGACGUGCAUCCUUGUUAGGCUAUGCGGUUAAAGCCCGCGUUACGAGUUAAUGGAAAUAAACGUACCCCACAAAUAAUAAACCUGCAUCCAGGUAGUCUUUCCUAGUGACAGUUCACUGUUGGGCUGCAAAGUCGCAACACUUCCCUUUAAGUCAGCGUAAUUGCACUACAGUACAUGUUUGUAAUGUGCCCGUAGCACAUUACAUUCCUGCAAUACCUGGGGAUGACGCAGACGACUUCGCAUAUAUAUUGUUCCGCAAAGCAUGGAUUGGCAAUGUUUCUCAACUGCUAAUCCGCACCUCCGAUUCGCUGGGUCGGAAAGAAGUUAAACAAACAUACACGUACAUUGUCGUUUGGGCUGCAGCUAAUAGUUUACAGGACACACCUGUUUUGUUGCCAGCACAGACACUUGAUGUGCGACCACUUGCCCUAGGAAGGAGUUGAACGAGUCGCCAGAUUCCUAAGCCAUCAUGUCCGCGAGGUCUCCGAUUGACCAUGGCCUGCGCGUCAAACUGGUGCUGAUCGGAGAGUCGAACGUGGGCAAGACCAGCCUGCUGAGACGCCUCGCGCGGAACCAGUUCAUUCCCAAUGAGGUCGCGACCGUAGGAGUCGCCUUUCAGAGCUACGUCGUGCACCUGGAGGAGGCGCCGGUGCGCCUGGAGAUCUGGGACACGGCCGGGCAGGAGCGUCACCGUAUGCUCACCCCCAUCUUCUUCCGCAACGCCGAGGCAGCCGUGCUGACAUACGACAUCAGCAGCCAGGAGUCCUUUAACAAGCUCCAGUUCUGGAUAAGCGAGCUGAAAGAGAAGUCGCAUCCAAACGUGGUGAUGGCUCUGGCUGGGAGCAAGUGUGACCUGGAGGUCUCACGACAGGUUCAGCACGAGGAGGGUGCGAGGUUUGCCAGGGAGCAUGGCAUGAUCUUCAUGGAGACGUCAGCCCAAGCGGCCAUGAACGUAGUGGAGCUGUUUCACGCCAUCGCAGAGAGGGUGAGCAAGAACCAUCAGCUGAACACACGGGGCGACUUGAAAAAGAAAAGGAGUAAGAGCAUCACCCUACAGCCUCCAAUACAGGCCGAGAGAAAAUGUUAUCAUUUGUAGAAUUGCACAUUCAUGAAAAUCCAAAGGAAACAUUUGGAAGAUUUUUUCACGUUAUAUAUCAAUAUCAGUCACGGUCAAUCCACUGCUAGAUGAAUAAUAAAUUACAUAAAGCACCCUUCUGCAAGGUAUUCAAAUCGCUGUAUAUCACGAAAAUAAAUACAUUGCUUCCCAAGGAAAGGAAAAACUAAGUAUAAAAGAUCACGAAUAAUUUUAUUGUUUUAUAUUUUUAUUAUUUUAUUGUUUCCCUUCUACGUGACUUUACUGAAAGAACCAAGAAUAUGAAUCCCUGCAGUCACGAAAGCUUUAAAUCAAAAUUCAAUCAAAACAUGUUGCUGACUUCACUCAAUGCCCUUUCCAAUUGACAAUUUGUCUUUAUCCUCUUAAAAUAUAAACCAGAGUUCAUACGUAAUAAUUGCGCGCUGGUUUCGGGAGGCUCUCAUCCAGCGGUAGAUUGACACCUACAAUUUCAUAACGACAAAUCUGUUGCUCUUAUGUCACACCAUCUAUUUUUAAAAUAUUUGAUUUUAUACCUACGUGACUUUAUCGAAAGAACCAAAGAGUAUGAAUCCCUGCAGUCACGAAAACUUCAAAUCGAGAUUUAAAAGAUCAUUUUGGAGAACCAAAAGAAGAUAAAUGAGUGUUGGGGCAGGUUUUAAACUCCGCACAUUGUCUCUGAAUCGCAAAUGACAUUGGGCAGGAUGCUCUUUCCACCGCUGGGUAGCAGUGCAUCAGAAGGCACAAUCACCCACUGAUAGGAGGAGCCACUUCAGAGGAAUGCACAGAGUACACUGUCCCAUCGAAGACCAAAGCCUUCAUGAUGGCACACAAAAAGGCCUCCCCAAACCGCCACAACCUCUUGUAAUCCUGCGAUGUAAUAACAUCGUGAACAGCAGUGGUUCCCAACAUUUUUUUCUGGAUCCCAGGGCCACUGGCAAUCCUCAAAGUGUGCGGACCGCCACACAGUAAAAAAUAUAUGGUUUUAUGAAAAAAAAUGUAUCUGCGACAUUUCGGCAGACCACUUGGUUAUCCACCAGAGAAUCAACGUCCAGUCGGCACUAUUGAGUGUGGAGCGAAACCAGCUACGGUGGAUGAGUCAUCUACUAAGGAUGCCGACAGAAAGACUCCCCCGGGAGACAUUCGAAGUACAGCAUCUAGGCAAAAGACCCAGAGGCCGCCCACAAUCGCGCUGGAAAGAUCGGGUGGUGUGCCUGGCCGAGGAAAGACUGGCGAUCCGGGAGCCACAGUUGAUGCCGCUGGCGUAGGACAGGGCAGGAUGGAAGGCCCCCGCGGCCAUGACGACCUUGUGGACAGAUAUGGCCUGCGGAUCACAAAUUGCGAAUCACUGCUUUAUCGCAAAAUUAAUUUGUAGGCAUGCUUAUAUUGUAACUGUCAGAAAUGUAUUUCAAUAAAUUUGUAGAUUAAACAACAUUUUUACAAGUGCCGAAUCAUGUUUGUAAGAAUUGGUAACGUACGGGUCAUGAAAAUAUUCAUACAAAUUAUGUGAUUAGGUGCAUUUGAGCUAAUGGGCUCAAAUUGACUCAAAAUCAACAUCUGCACCCGGAACACCACAUCCAGUACACCUCUUGCUAUGGUCACGUAUAUAGAGAUAAAUUAUGGCCAUGUUUUAUGCACACAGUAUAUUUAGAUGUAGUCAAAUGUCUCCCCCCCUUUUCUUAAGCAUGCCACUAAAACAUGUUUCCUUCAAAUGUUUUUUGGCCAUGAUUAGCACCAUCUGGUUUUUACCAUCAUAAUCAAAUAACCACUUGGGCUCUUACUCAAGAGAAUAUGCUGCGAAUAAUUGUGUUUGGACCAUAUUCAUGAUUCUAAGUGCGUCAGAUGCCAUGUGGUGGGUAAUUUGAGUCACGUAAUUAAGGGCUCGUAAUUCAUAAUAGUUAACAGUGGUUCAUGUACAUAGGUUGGUGUGUCAUUCCAUAAUUACGAGGGCCUGUGUUUAAAUGUAAUUGACGGCAUGAUUGCGAGUGUUUCAAAAAAAUGUCAGCUCUGGUGUGUAUAUAGCAUAUAGGAGUGUAAAUACGCACAUAAGGAAUGUACACCCAUAUUUUGUAUAUUGCAAACACGUAUAUAGAGGAUAUUGUACACACAUACAAAGAUAAUGCAGUGCAAUUGAGCAUUAUGGACUCAAAUCCAUAAGUACCAAGUUCAUUUCAUCGUCAAAGUUAAACAACAUUUUUUUUUAACUAUUCUGGUUGGGUUAAACCAAAUACGCUACUAAAUUAUAAACUAAUAACAUCAAAAAUUAAAUGGCUCUUCAUAUCUCCUACAUCUAUUUGCCGAAAUUCACCUCUUAAAUAUUUUUCCUUUAACGGCAUUGUCACUGACGAAUGUAUUGAAUUUUGCUUGUGGUUAUGCACCACUGCCAACGCAGUACAGCAGCACUCAGACUAAAAAGUGUAAACAAAAAUUAAGUCCAGCAUUAAGUUAUUGUGAUGGUUUUUUUCCCGAACCGAUUGGUCAAAACUUUGUACUGACUUCGAAUAGAACUGAAAUAAUCGUGAUUUAUUUUGGGACUUAUUAUCCAGUGGCCAAGAAAGCCACAUGAUCAAAUAGGGCUUCAACGGUAUUUCUGCCCGACACUACAUUAUUUAACUGGGAUUUGGCCAUAAAGGGUAAAGGUCAGAGGAAAGGAGUGGGUGACAAUCUCAAGCUCGAGCUAAAUAAGAACACCACUGUUGGCACUGCCCAAUAGCCAAUAUUAUAUUUAAUGACACGUUAAUGCCAUAAUCCAUGCAACCUUAUAGGUAAAGCUCACCGAUCUAUUACUCAUUAAUGUUUCAUAUACGUGCAUGCAAGAGAUACUGUAUUUGCUUAAGAGAUAUUUAAUGCAAACAUACGCCUGGUUGCUUAUCUAUGCUUGUCAAGCAUACAAUGUAAACAAAGUGUGAUUUAAAGAUAACAUACUAUUGUGUUUCGAUUUAAAGCUUUCGUGACUGCAAUGAUUCAUCUUCUUUGGUUCUUUCGGUAAAGUCACGUAGAAUGA
Molecule: messenger RNA, 5031 nt
Organism: Petromyzon marinus (sea lamprey)
Lineage: Eukaryota; Metazoa; Chordata; Hyperoartia; Petromyzontiformes; Petromyzontidae
Product: ras-related protein Rab5-like
Molecular function (GO): GTP binding; GTPase activity
Source: RefSeq, a predicted model, not a curated record